Solanum pennellii is the source of this 472-nucleotide messenger RNA. Its product is annotated as ethylene-responsive transcription factor ERF027-like. Gene Ontology annotation, molecular function: DNA-binding transcription factor activity; DNA binding. NCBI's taxonomy places the organism in Eukaryota, Viridiplantae, Streptophyta, Magnoliopsida, Solanales, Solanaceae. The record is from RefSeq and is a predicted model, not a curated record. The transcript has 2 exons. Gene Ontology annotation, biological process: regulation of DNA-templated transcription. Bases 83 to 451 code for a protein of 122 amino acids.
UAUAGUUGACAACCUAAAAAUUGCAAGAACAAAUGCGAAACAUCCUAUAUAUCGCGGUAUACGAUGUAGAAGUGGGAAAUGGAUGUGUGAAAUUAGAGAGUCACGUAAGACAACAAGAAUAUGGUUAGGUACAUACCCUACACCACAAAUGGCUGCUGCUGCCUAUGAUGUUGCUGCCUUAGCUCUUAAGCCUACUCAAAAUGUUGUACUCAAUUUUCCUCAUCUUGUUGAUUCAUAUCCAAAGCUCCCUCCUUCUCCAUCUCCGGCCGAUAUACAGCGUGCAGCGGCCACCUCAGCAACGAUGAUGGCCUUGAAGGGCGAUGAUGAUCACUCGUCGGGAAGCGAAGGUGCUAUAUUUGCCGGAGGAGGUUUAUCUGAAUCUUCUUCAUUGAAAAAUUAUGAUGUGGAGAUAGCAAACGUACCGUCGUCUUCAACUCAACCGCAACUCUAGCCAGUCUUCAUUACACCGGAU